UCUCGAGACUUCCCUACAACAAACAUGGCGACUUUCAUGAGGGCACUUGCCCGGCAAGGUCGAACACUUAGUUUUGUUCGUCUUCGUCACCCAAAGCUGCAACAAUCAGCAUGUUUGAUUUCAACGUCAAAGAAAAACAAAGACAUUUCAACCACAGUCGAACCAAUGGAAAAAUCCGAAGAACUAAAAAGAUUAGAAAAACAUUUUGCUGAUACCAAUCCAGCCUCAGAAAAGAACUGGAUCAGCCAUGGUUAUGAGCCAACAGACCCUGAGCUGGACUGGUUUGUCCACAGAAUCACCAUGUUUAUGACAAUAACAUUAUGCAUUUGUUGGGGAGGCUUCAUCCUUGCAUACCAGCCUGACUAUAGGUACCUGAGUUGGUCUACAAGAGAAGCUUUCCUUGAGCUAGAACGACGAGAAAAGGAAGGUCUUCCUUUGAUAGACCCAGAACUCAUUGAAAAAGAAAGUGUGAUUGCCUCUCUACCUUCAGAUGAAGACCUUGGUGACACGGAUAUCAUCAUAUAAAUAUACUGUCGUAACACUCUGAUGGAGGUGUAGUGUAUGCUUUGUGUCAACCUCCAUUCAUCAUCAGGAAUCUUGUAUGCUGACAUCUCAAACAUAUUUGUUAACUUCAACCUGUUUACAUCUAUUGUGACAGAAGGAAACAAAUCACAUCAGUUAAAGCAAUGCAGGUGUUAUUAUAUAUUGAUUAUGCUAAACUGAGACUGAUGCUUUAUCUUUUGUUUUCUGGUUUGUCUUAAGUUUGGUUUGAAAAAUUAUUCUGUCGAUACCUGAUGUAUCAGUUUGUUAUUCCAGACGUGGUUCAAGCAAGACAGCUGUUUCGUGGGUCACAUACUGAUUUCUUUGUACAUAGUGUGUGUGCAUAGACACUUCCAACUGAGACGAAGAGUAGAUAUACUGGAAGCUUUUGGAACUGACUCUUUCGGAUGAAGGCCUUUCUUAUGUUCAAUAUUCGGGAGAUGUUAACAAAACACUUGAGUGGGAUGCCAAAGUGCUAUGUUGAAGAUUAAAUAAAAUAUUACAAAAUA
Molecule: messenger RNA, 1049 nt
Organism: Haliotis rubra (blacklip abalone)
Lineage: Eukaryota; Metazoa; Mollusca; Gastropoda; Lepetellida; Haliotidae
Product: NADH dehydrogenase [ubiquinone] 1 beta subcomplex subunit 11, mitochondrial-like
Exons: 3
Coding region: 25-525 (166 amino acids)
Source: RefSeq, a predicted model, not a curated record